Molecule: messenger RNA, 2395 nt
Organism: Salarias fasciatus (jewelled blenny)
Lineage: Eukaryota; Metazoa; Chordata; Actinopteri; Blenniiformes; Blenniidae
Product: collagen alpha-1(VIII) chain-like
Exons: 3
Coding region: 57-2324 (755 amino acids)
Biological process (GO): extracellular matrix organization
Molecular function (GO): protein binding; extracellular matrix structural constituent conferring tensile strength
Source: RefSeq, a predicted model, not a curated record
CCUGCCGUUGAGCAAAGAGCCUCAGAGCCGAGUUCCUCUGCAGCAGCAGCAGGAAAAUGUUGCCACUUCCUCCCCACUCCUUCAUCCUGGCCAUCCUCCUCCUCCUCUCCUUCCUCCAGGUGGAAGGCGGGGCUUAUUAUGGACCCAAACACCCCCCUCCCCCUCCCCCUCCUCAGCCCCUCCCUCAGUACAAUGAUGGCCUCCCUCAGCAGCAGUUUCUGGGGAACGACAUGCCUCACAUGCCCUACAGCAAGGAGGGUCCUCUGCUGCCUCUGUACGGGAAGGAGUCCCCUCAGCUGCCUGUCCAGAAAGGCAAGGAGAGGCCGCUGAUGGCUCUGCCCGAGGGAAAAGGUCAGACUCUCCCCAGAGGGGUCAAAGGUCGUCCCCUCCUGCCUCCAGUCAACGCUUUACUCGAGGGGCCCCAAGGACUUCAGGGAGAGCCUGGACCGACGGGACCCCAGGGCUCCCCGGGGCCCCCGGGUCCGGGAUUACCGGGCUCUCCGGGAAAACCCGGGCCCCCCGGUCUCCGGGGCCAACCGGGGAUCGGGAAACCCGGCGUGCCGGGCUUACCGGGUAAACCCGGAGGGCCCGGUCCAGCGGGACCCAACGGUGGUCUGGGUCCAAGUGGUGGUGAAGGUCAAGCGGGGCCCCAGGGGCCCCCCGGGGCCCCGGGUCCCGUUGGACUUCCUGGAGUUUUAAAACCUGGAGGUCAAGGUCUGCCUGGACUGCAAGGACCUGCUGGAGAGCCCGGUUUGAGAGGUCUACCUGGACUUCCUGGCCCUCCGGGGCCCAAGGGGGAGCAGGGACUCGGGGUCCCGGGACUUCCUGGUGUGAAAGGCCCGGCCGGCCCCCCAGGGGCCCCUGGGAGCGUCGGUGUUCCCGGCGUCGCUCAACCCGGUCUGAACGGUCUCUCGGGGCAACCGGGGCCUCCUGGAAAGCCCGGUCCACCCGGAGAACCGGGGUCUUCAGGGCCGCCCGGGGUCAGGGGUCAGCCGGGACCCCCGGGGGUCCCUGGAGUCGGGAACCCGGGUCAAGAUGGCUUCCGGGGUCAACCUGGGAACGUUGGUGUGAAAGGAGAACCUGGGCCUCCGGGUUUACCGGGGACUCCGGGGUUACCCGGGUACGGAAAGCCGGGUUUUCCAGGGCCCCAAGGUCCCAAGGGCCACUCGGGUCUUCCUGGACUACCGGGACCAAAGGGAGGUAAGGGAGAAGGGGGCAUGCCGGGGGUCUUCGGUCCGGCUGGGCUGGAUGGGGUUCCGGGCCCUCAGGGUCCUCUGGGCCCCCCUGGAGCUCUGGGCUUCCCGGGACUGAAGGGAGAGGACGGUUCUGGGGGCCCAAGAGGGAAUCCGGGACCCAGAGGUGGAAUCGGGGCCUCUGGUGUUCCUGGAGAGCCCGGUAGGCCAGGAGAGUCGGGACAACCGGGGACCAGGGGCCUCCAGGGCCCCAUGGGCCCCAAAGGAGAGCCAGGUAUGAAGGGUCGACCCGGCCCCCCUGGGGCCCCUGGACUCCUGGGGCCAAGAGGAGAGAUUGGUCACACAGGGGUCGAAGGUCACCAAGGACCGCAGGGCAUCCCCGGAAUGAUGGGCCCCGGGGGGCCGAUCGGACCCCCGGGACCCCCGGGACGGAAAGGAGAAAUCGGUGUACCUGGUAAAGCUGGUUACCCCGGCGACGGAACCAGAGGCCCCGUGGGUCAGAUCGGCCCUCAGGGGCCCCCUGGAAUGAGCGGUCCUCCAGGUCUACCAGGCCGACCGGGCCCUCCGGGCCCCCCAGGAGGGCCAGCCCCGCCCCCUCCAGACCUGGGCCGGACCCUCCCGGCCAGCGGGGCCCAGCCACUUUUCAACAGCGUCCCCGAGACGAGCCGGACCGGCACCGUAACCCGCCGGACCGGCCCCGAGACCCCCUCCUUCACCGCCUUGCUCACCGACCCCUUCCCCUCGGUGCCGGGGGCCCCGCUGGUUUUCAACCAGCUGCUCCACAACGGGAACCAGGACUACGACCCCCGCUCCGGGGUCUUCACCUGCAGCCUGCCGGGGGUCUACUACUUCUCCUACGCCGUGCACGGCGGCGACGUCUGGGUGGCCCUGGCCCAGAACGGCGCCCCCGUCAUGUACACCUACCAGGGGGGGGAGGGGGGAGGAGGAGGAGGAGGGGGAGGGGCGGGAGGAGGGGGCGGGGCCGAGGACCAGGCCUCGGGCAGCGCCGUGCUCCCCCUGCUGGAGGGGGACUCCGUGCACGUGCAGCUGCCGUCGGGCCGGGCGGCGGCGCUCCACGCCGGGCAGUACGUGCACGCCACCUUCUCCGGGUACCUGCUGUACCCCAUGUAGACCCGGGGGGAAAAGACAGAAUAAAUAAAAAUAAACAGAAAUGGUGAAUUUUUCAGCUUGACUUCAGUCAC